GACCUGUUUACUUGUGAAUUGAAAAUAGUGAGGACUCAUGAGGCUGCAGUGUUGCAUAUUAUAAUAUGUAUAAUUAGUAAGAAUUAGUAAAUAGUAUAAUUUCAUAAUGAGGAUGAAAUCAAACAUUUUAAAUGAUUUGAAGUAAAGUGCAUGGCAGGAGUGCUUCCUUUAAACAUUUCUGUGUAUGUUUAAAUACAAAAAGUGGAACAGCUCACUACCAGAGAUGCACUGGAUUUGACUGCCAACAGAUCGUGGAGGAAGAAAGUGGUCACUGAGGCUCUGGCAGAGGCAGGCUGCUGUCAUCCCAGAGAUAACGGACCUCUGACUGCUGCUGAUCCCUGAUGACUAGCCCACCUCUGAUAAAGACUCUCUGUCCCUCUGAGUGACGACUACACAAGACAUCCUCUACACAGGUUGCAGAUGGAGUCCUCUUCACAAAGUAGAGCUGGCGGGGGACUGUGGAACAACCCCAGGGCCACCUCAUACAGCAAGGAGACCCAGGACAUGCUGAGAUUAAUGAUGCAGGAGUCAAGACUCACCAACCUCCAGAGAAAACAGAUCAAUGAAUGUCUGAAAAACGGAGCAGCUUUGCCACUUGCCUCUGACCUGACAUCGUCACCACCUCCCACUCAGCCUAAAACCACCAAGUCUGUCCAGAAACGCCUGCCAGGCAAGCCUCAAAGACGCAGCGCUGAAUCUUGUCGUUCUGGGAACAGCUAUGUGAGAGAAAAGUUCUGUCCCGCUCCCACAAGAGACUUGGAGAAAGAGAAGAGGAGGCUUCAGAACAUAUUGGCGACAGGACAAGAAGAGCCCACACCUGCAUCUUCCCAAAAUGCUAGGAACCCAGAAGUGAUGGAGGAGAGAGACCAGUAUCAGGAAGUUCUGGAUGAGAUAGAGGAAAGAAGACAGUUUCUGGCAGAUAUGGCCUCUCUAGGUCAGGAGAAGCAGUACAUCAACAUCAUCAACACUGAAAUAUCCCAGAAAAUCAGAGAGCUGGAGGCACUGGAGAAGGCCUGCAGUACCAAGAAGGAUGUAGAAACAUCCAAGAGGGAAGAGAGUGCAGAACAGACCGCAGAAAACAUGGACAGCAGAGAAGACUGACCACUGACCCGUCGCUUGGAAAUUACUUGGAAAUCAGGUGCAAGCAAGAUAACUGUCAAAACCAUUAAACACAGACUGCGAAAGACAGUACUGCAAUGUGGUGUAAUGAGUGUGACUGUGAUGUCUGCAAAGAGGUUGCAGCUAGCACGCUGCACUGUGCAGCAGCUGUUUCUGCAGCUGAGGUGUGACAAAACAGCAGUGAAGACAAAACUGUCAGGCUGUGAACAGAUUCAACUCACAAGAAACAAACACCAUCUGCUUGCAUUAACUUAUUUUAUUCCUCUGCCUUCCAGUGUCAGUAUGCGAUAUAAUCCUGCUGCUGUUUUUAGGACAAUGUAUAGCGCUACAGAAGCCCUUGGUUUCAGCUGGACAGGAAGACAGGCACAGAGCAGAAACAGACACAAUAGAGAUAACCAUUUAAAAUGGAGGACAAACAGACAAUCAAACUGACAAAACAGAAUGAGUAAACAAUAUGGGCAUUUACAUUAGCUCUAACAAAUGAUGCCAAUCCACAUAAGCAAUUAAAUAAAUGGCACUCAAACAAACAAUCUCAACAUAAACACGUUUUUGCAAUCCACUCUUAAGGCAGAACACUGAAACAUACAGAAAGGCAUAGUAAAAUAUAAAUUAAUGAUUGCAUAUUCAGGUUUUCCUCCAAUGGUUAAAACUGUUACAGUUGCUAAAAUACUGAAUAUCUGCCUUUUCUAAUAUUCAUUAUUGCAUGUGUGACCUUUCAUAUUAAUAAAACUUUCUAACAGACA
This is a messenger RNA of Lates calcarifer (barramundi perch), 1862 nucleotides long. It is a transcript of the gene lg5h22orf23, whose product is annotated as linkage group 5 C22orf23 homolog. The record is from RefSeq and is a predicted model, not a curated record. NCBI's taxonomy places the organism in Eukaryota, Metazoa, Chordata, Actinopteri, Centropomidae.